AUGAAGAGAGGUUGUCAGGAGGUGCGUGCGAGGCCCACGAAAGUCUGCGAAAAACGAGCCGAAAAACCGGUCAACGAGAGAGCUCUUAGGGUUGUUGACGGGGAAUUGUGCAAAGGCGAUACGGAGGCGCCGCAAGACAACGCUGAAGAUGAGGCGAUGAAGGGGCGGACUAUGAGAGACAGGAGUGAGUUGUUGCAGCGGAGAAAGAGAGAAAAACGGCUUAGAAGCGAUGUUGUGCAGAGAGGAAUGUCGCACGGUAGUCGUGGGUGGUUGACGAUGGAUCGAGGGACGGGAUGGGUUUUUAUGGGUUGA
This is a messenger RNA of Paracoccidioides brasiliensis Pb18, 312 nucleotides long. RefSeq lists its product as uncharacterized. The record is from RefSeq and is a predicted model, not a curated record. The transcript has 2 exons. The coding region runs from base 1 to 312 and encodes 103 amino acids.